This is a messenger RNA of Falco peregrinus (peregrine falcon), 12248 nucleotides long. RefSeq names its product leucine rich repeat containing 32 (gene LRRC32). Gene Ontology annotation, molecular function: protein binding. Gene Ontology annotation, cellular component: extracellular matrix. The record is from RefSeq and is a predicted model, not a curated record. The transcript is spliced from 3 exons. The coding region runs from base 3249 to 5306 and encodes 685 amino acids. NCBI's taxonomy places the organism in Eukaryota, Metazoa, Chordata, Aves, Falconiformes, Falconidae.
CACUUACAUUUUCUCUCCUGGAGAAAAAAAAGUGAAUAAAGUAGGGGAACUGGUUAAACCCUGUGUGCCCAAUUAAUCAGAAACAAUUUGGCUGGGGGGAAAUGCUGUUGGCUGAACACCUGAUAGAGGUGCAUGUGGAGAGAGGACAGAGAAAGAAGGUAGCAGCUUCAAAAGAUGGGAGAAAAGCCAUGCUGGGAUUACAGGAGAUGGAGAAGUCCUUAUUUUGAUGUGUAGACUUGCCACUAGAGAGGCAGGAGGCUGCAUGUGCCCACGGGAGACCAAGCACAGUGCAGAUGGCAUGAGCAAAACUAACUGGGAGAAGCAGCUCCUGGAGAUGCCGUAGGGUCUCAAGAGCUGGAGCUAUGCCUCCUUCUCAAAGGCUGGGGCUCGGGAUGGCAUGGGCUAUUUAUUUUUAAUAGGGUUAAUAUUAAUGUUAUCUCCAGCUCCCUGGUGGGAUGAAUCACCAGGGAGUUAUUCCAGUCGAAAAGGAGCAAGACUUGCCCCGCUCCUGCCCUUGCGGUUCAGACCCACUUUCUAAGGCGGGAGUUUGUUUUGUUUAUUUCUCUGGCAAGUCUUAUUUGACACAGGACUCAACCCAAAAGCAGUGCCUUAGAAAGCAGCAGCGUUACGGAUGGACAGACUCCAAAAGGUCUGGAGGUUCAAGACACAUAAUCGUCAAGACAUAUUCUUGUUUAUCUGAAACCCUUGGGAACCUGCAGCAGAUUACGGACCAGUUUGUGAGAGCCAGCGGCUGGGAUUUGCUUUUCCUUCUUGCUUGGGGCCAUGCUGGGAAGGGGGUUUGGAGGAGAGGAGAGGCCUGAUGAGGUGCCCCUGACUUCAGGUGACGUGGGGUGAAAUCCAGCUGAAGUUCACAGAAACUGAGCAGGCAGCGAUUGGUGAGGAGACCACAGGAAAAUCAGGAAUGGCCUGAUUUCAGUCACAGGUGCAAACCCUUUGGCAUCAGUGGGAAGGGACAGCCCUUGCUCUUUUGUGCUGCUGGGCAAAAGAGCUUGAUUCUCCAAUCUGCCUGAUGGAGAUGACCCAAUCUGUAUGAUGGAGGUGACCUUUGCUCUGCAGACGUGGCUAUCAGGCAUACACCAUGCUAAUGUUUCAACAACACAUUAAGGUGUAAACAGCUGGGUAGCCCAAAGCACAAAAAAACCCCGAAAAUGGGAUGUCAGCCAAAUGCUUUACGGGCUUUGAAACUAUAUUUGCUGUCAGAUACCCUUUAAGGAAAGGGCACAGAUGAUAAGGACAGUGCUGAUCUUUCCCAGUGCAGUUGGUGUCCUCUAAGGCUGUGGUUUUAAUGAAUAAAAGUCCUGAGCAGCAGAAUCAGUGCAUGCCCUUCCCUCCUGCUUUGGCAUUUGUUUCUGUCCAGGCUUUCUUCACAGUUCAUCUGGCACAGCUGCUUGGGCACUCGGUAGAACAGCUUGAGGAACAGAGCUGGAGUUUUAAAAAGCACAACGAACAAAACCCCUGCUAUUUUUACCCCUGCAAAUCCAAACUUCCUGAAGAACACUCAACAUCCAGGUGUAGAAAAAUGUGAGGCUGCAAUCAUCCAGGACACUCACUGCUCUUCAUUACAGGCAUGAUGUUUGUAUUUAAUCUCCAAAUUGAAUCAAAAUAUCCUAUUUUUUUUAAAAAAAGAGCAGUAUUUUUCUUUAUCUGAAGACCUCGGAUAUUUGAGGUUUUCCUUGUGAAAGUGUCUGUGAGUUGCAAUGGCUAUUGCACGCUGCUGACUAGGCAAACUCUAAACUCAGAGCAUCCAAAGGGCAUUUAAACCUCUGGGCACCACCAGCCAUCCCCAGCUUCAGCAUGAGUUUCCUGCUUUUACCCCAAGGGGAUUGCAGAUGGAGGGCUUGUCCCAAGGGAGCAUGCCAAAGGGAUCAAGUGUAAACCAGCACUGCAGUCAGCUCCAACCAAGGGAAGCUCAAGAAACUACGUGCUUAGGGGCAGUUGAUCAAAGCUUGUCUGAUGAGAGCCCAGUCAAGGGGAACUCACCCAGGGCUGGGAUAAUCUCGCUGGCUGACUCUUCUCCUGAGACCUAAGUGUGGCUUUUUCUAUCCAUUGCACCUAAUCGAGCCCUCUCCUGCCCACACGCAUACUGCCGCCUCCUAGUAACAUCUAUGCCUCUCAUUUCAGGGAGCAUUGCAAAGCAAACGAGAUGCUGAGAGCCCAGCUCUUUGGCGUAUUAUUUUAGCCAUGGGAAAAAUGCAUUGCAACAGUUCAGGCUUGUGCGGUUGGGAGAAAGCAACAGAGAAGUCUGUGUAAAGGUGGGGUUUCUAGAAGCAGGACUUAAUUAGCCAAAGGAAGUGAGGAAACCAACAAUUAGAUAGCUGCUCCAGCCCUAGAGGGCAGCACAAAAUAAUAAAUAAAACGUUGAACUCGGGCAACGUGAAAUCAUCUAAAGCGCCACUUUUGCAGUGGGAAUUUUUCCUAGCAGGUCCGAUAGAUUCAGCACUAUGCACUUACUGCUAAAAAUGCAGCAGCCCAUCCGGGUUUUCGGACUCCUCUGCCUUUACCAAGGCCCCUAAUUCCUGCUUUGUGCCAUGAAAACCCUUUAAGUCAGGUGCCUUGUAGUGGCACUGGACCCCCAUCCUGCCAGCACACUGAUUAGUAGGACCACAGCAGAGAGAAAGAGUUAUUUCUUCCAGGACAGGUUUCCAGAUUCUGGGUUUUCUCAGCUGUGAAUUUUAAACUUUUAAUCCUCAAGCCACGUUUUCCUAAAGAUGCAGAGAGUGAUUUAGGUGCAGGGAUAGGAGGCUGCAACCCUCCAGGAAUGUAACUCACAGACACAAAACCCUAAAGUAAACGCUCCGCCUUGCACCGCGCAGGCAGCUAAACAAUGGCAUCAGCAACGAUAAGUCACUUACUCCCCUGAGCAAACUCGUGGCCCGAUCCUGAUGGUUUCUCUGGCAAAACUCCCCCUGUUUCUCAACGCCUGCCCCAAGCAAGGGCUCCAGGAUGUCACACAGUAGCUGACUCCGUCCAGAGCACAGCGGUGGCUAGGACCCAGCAAGAGCCUGGAGAGGAGUCCGGAGGAAGACAAGGAACAUAAUUUAAAGCAGACACUGUCCCAAAUAAGGUUAUUUCCCUGAAAAUGCCUUUGUUCUAAAGUUACGAGUGAGCCUCUUGGCAUCCUGAAUGGGUGAAAGUGAAGCUGAAGAACAAUUUCAUCGGUACCAGGACUGAACCGGUUUUGAAGAGCUGGAUAUGCUUUUUAAAGACAUGAUAAGCAGUGUUUGGGGAUGCGAGAAACCCUUGAAACAAGCAGAACCAUGAAACUGUACGUCAUCUUCUUCCUGGCAGUGGUGAACAGAGGGACCGCUAACCAUCAGCCCACAAAGGGGAUGUCCUGUGAAAUGGUCAACUUGCAGGCAUUUUGCCACAACAAAGACCUCCACCAGAUCCCUCAUGAGCUCCAUCCGAACAUAAACAAAAUAGAUCUGUCUGGAAAUCUGAUUCAAAGCAUCCCUGAAAUGCCGUCAUCAUUUUACACUUCCCUCCAGUGCCUGGAUUUAAGCUCUAACCAGAUAAGUUUCAUCAUGCCUGGAGUCUUUGCACACAUGACAAGUUUGCUGGAAAUAAAUUUAGCCUACAAUCACUUAUAUGAACUUGCUCAGAAUGGGACAGAGGGGAUUGGACUUCUACCCAAGGUGGAAAUACUGGACUUGUCCCACAACAGUCUGUACAAUGGGAUGGCUGAGUAUUUCAUUAAACAAGCUCCAGCACUGCGGUAUCUUUCCUUGGCAGACAACAGUAUUAUAAUGAUAUCACACAAGAUGUUUCAGGGAUCUCCCAACCUUGUGGAGAUAGAUCUUCAGAGUAAUAUCAUAAUGGAAAUAGAAGAAGGUGCUUUUGAGACUCUAGUGAACCUUUCCAAACUCAAUCUCUCCAUGAAUUCCAUUACUUGCAUCUCUGAUUUCAACCUCAGGCAGCUGGAGAUACUUGACCUUAGCAGGAAUAGCAUUGAGACCUUCCACACCACAAAGUCAGAUGAUGAAUAUAGCUUAAGAUGUUUGGAUCUGAGUGAAAACAAACUGUUUCAGUUCCCAGUCUUCCCCCAGGUAAACAAGUUGGUAACUCUGAAUUUAUCAAAGAAUUUAAUCCAGUUUACUGCUGAAUCCUCUCAUAAUCAAAUGGACUAUAUGGAAAAUGAAUGGCUAGAUGCUUCUUUUCAUCUUCUUGAUCAGAAGCAAAGCAGAAACAAAAGUUCUCUUUAUUUAUCCCACCUUGUAUAUUUAGACUUAAGUUAUAAUGAAAUCAAAUCCAUUCCGGAUGAGUUCUUUGAAUCAAUGUUGUCCCUUCACACCCUUAAUCUCAGUAAAAACUGUCUUCAGGCGUUUUCAGUAACUUAUGACAGUGCAUUGACCUCCCUAACUGUCCUUGACUUGAGCUAUAAUGCUUUGCAGAACCUUCUCCUAGAUGCUGGCACUUUGUCAAAUUUGAAGGAGCUCUAUAUUCAAAGCAACCAUCUUCAGACCCUGCAAUUUAAUAUCUUCUCAAGUCUUCCUAGCCUCAGACUGCUUAAUCUACAGAGCAAUAAUAUCAGCCUUUGCAGCAUGUACUCAGGAUUAGCUAAGCAAAGACUUGCUGGAGAGCAAAGCGGUUGUGUAUCAUUUGUUGAUUCUCCCAGUCUUCAGUACUUGUACCUAGCUGACAACAUGCUGAACAUCCUACCAGCGUACACCUUCUACAAGACUUCUCUGGUUGUCUUGGACCUCUCCAUAAACCCCGGACUGAAAAUAGAAGUUAAAGCAUUAUCAGGACUGGAAAAGUCUCUGGAAUAUUUGUACUUACAUGGCAAUAGCCUGACAGAUUUAAAUAUUGACUUGCCUUGUUUUAGUCACCUUAAACAUUUAAACCUCUCUGAAAAUCAGCUGAACUGGCUGCCAAAGUGGGGUAGUGACUCUCCACUGGAAGUUCUGGACCUACGGAACAAUAGGUUUAGUACAUUACAGAACAGCAAUAUUUUAGCAUUAGAAAACUCACUUAAAAACUUGUAUCUCACUGGGAAUCCACUCAGCUGCUGUGGAAACAUCUGGCUUUCAUCAAUGAUCCAGAACAAAAAUGUCCAGAUCCCCAAUGUGGAGCACUUAACGUGCCAGCACACUCAGAACUUCAGGUACCAGGAAGAGAUGCACAUUGGGAACAUUAGACCAGAAGACUGUGAAAAAGAGGAUCUGAAGAAAAUCAAUUUCCUUAUUAUAUUAACAUUUGUGUUGGUUUUAUCUGUGAUCAUCAUUGGCGUGGGUUCAUUCUUUUGCUUCCGCAGGCAAAACUUUAGCCAUCAGUUUAAAGCAUAGGAACACAAAAUGCCUUGAAAACCGAAGAAAUCAGGUGCUACACUGCCAGUGUGUAGAAUGAAGGGUAAAAUUCUCAUCUUUGAUUUUUAACUGUGGACGUUAAGGCAGUUUCAAAGUGCCCCUGAACUGCACCAGUAUGCUGCUCUGGGUUGCAGGGACUGGAAGGAGAAUUUGCCAUGUUUUGCACUUGCUUCAUUCACAAGCAGAUCUGCUGAAAACAUUUAUACCAUGGUAGAAGAGGCCACUGUAAAGUCCUGCUGUUGUUUCAAAGGAUGUGUGAUUUAAACCAGAUCAAAAGAAAACAGCCUCUAAGGUCUUGAGACCUUUCACUAAGCUCAAAGAUAUUUUGUGAUGUCACCUUCACAGAAAGACUUUAUGAAAACUGAGCAUUGCAACUGAUUCACCUUUUUAUGACAGUCAUUGAUGACAUCAACUUAGUAGGAAAGCCCUUCUCAAAGUUAUGUACCCCGAUGAGAUAUUUCGAUUUGGUCUGAGCUUUGCUUUUUCCUAACUGGUUAGCUCCUAACCCUUCUUAAACUGAAAUCAUACAAAACUAUGCCAGGGCAGGCCAAAAUACAAUCUUUCACUCCUUGAAGUUGGUUGCAAAUCUCCCAUGAGUUCCAAAACAAUGAGGAUUUAGCUAAAAAAGAAAAUUACAGUUUGUGUCUCAAUGCUGCCUUUUAGAAAAUCCACGGCUGACGAUAGGAACCAAAUGGGUUCCUUGGUGGUAGGAACCUCUUUGGAUACCUCCCUUUGCUCGCAGUGUGUUGCUCCAGCCACGGUGGCAAGACAUGAGAGGUAGAUGAGGUCAACUAGUCUUGGCACUUAGUACCCACGAGGGAUGUAAGAGAAAUCUCAGGCAUGAAACAGCUGCACUAUACCUUACCCAGAUCUGCUCAGAAGGUUACAGGUCCACAGUUCAACUCAAAGAGGAGAAAUUUGCCCCUCACGUGCAAUACAUAUUUAACUGGGUUUAAUGUGAAGAAAUUCAUCUCUGGGGUGAAUGAUUUUUAAAAGAAAAAUCUUGGAGAAUGAAUUUCAGCCAGCUAACAUUGGACUGAAAUGUUUGUAUUUCUAAGGAAAACUGUUGGGAGUUCACUGCAUACAGUUACGUUUCAAUGCAAAAGAACAAUAUAUCUAUUUUUAAAGGUCACAGGAGGUUAGACAGCAAAAAGGUUUUUUAAGGAUAGUGGUGCAAAACACUACACAGGGAACCUAGUCCUGGGCCAUUAUUGAGAUCAGAUGUCCACUAUCUUUCCUUAAAAAGAUUUUAUGGUCUAGAGGAUUGGCUGCAAAAAAAGUUAUGUAGGACCUCAUUCUGUGAUGGGUUCAACAUGUCCACGCUGCUGCGCUGCUAAAAGCUGACACUGACAUAUGUCCCGUACUUUGACAUGGCAAAGUCACCCUUUUGAAAAAAAGCUCACCAAAAGUGGGAGCCUGACCUACUAACAGGGUUCAACGGCUUCGAAAGGAGCUAUAUCAGGUGUUCUGUUAAAGCCAGGAACUGUACGUUAAGGCACAUAAGGCAAAUAGAGGUCAGACCAAAACCUGUCCGGGUAAAUAACUCAGAGACAAAUUGCUGCUUCAUUUCUGUUUAUUCCAGCUAGUGAAUGUCCAAAUUAACACACUACAAAAAGGUGUAUAAUUCUAUUUUUAAAGCAGUUAUGUAAGGAACUGGCUGGUAGUUUUCAUCGUGGAAUUUUGUACAAUAAAACCACCUUUGACUUUUAUAAAAAGCACAGGGUUGUGAAUAUAUUAAAGCACCAGCUUGGAAUGCUCCACAGAUGAAAAGCUAUGUCUUCCUAUUUUUCUACGGUGUGCAGAUCUCACUUUAGACCUUUAGCCUCUGGUCCUGAAGAAGGGACGCCUGCUCCAUAUCUUAGACUACAACCAAUGGAGAACAAGGAGAUCUACUCAAGGCGUAGGCAAGCAAUUGCACAAACCGUCAGCAGCAAUAGGGUCUGAUCUAAUGCCUCCAAGAGCCAACAAAACUCGUUGGGUCUAGCCCUUAUUCUUGUACGCGAAAGGAUGCACAAGCAGAAAUCCCAGGGAUUAGCUGGAAGCCUGAUGCUGAAGUUUGUCGGCUUUUCCUUUAGUGUGAAAGCAAGCUGAGCUGUACACCCAGACACAGGCUAAUUUAGCCACACACCGAGUUCAUGCCUUUUGUGUCAAGCAUGGCAAGAUUAUAUCUUCUUCUGAGAGCCAAUAUUAGCUUGGCUGCCAUGCCUGGAAUUAGUUAAUAACCUGAUGACAGAGCCAAACCUAUUUAAUUAACAGUAUUAAUACUGCUUUUGUUUGGCUCUACAAAAAGGAAGUGCUUGUUAUUACUAAACAUCUGGGACUAAUUAGACUUCCAUUAACUUCCCUGGGAGCAGAAACAGCUUUCUCGAGGAAUAAGCCUCAGGAGUAAAACACAGCAUGGCUCAUUUAGAUUUCUCCGUUAGCAGCAUAAGCAACCAAGAAGUGACACGAGCCCUCUCCAGCCAACUAUUAUUCUGGAUAGGAUGAGGAGCAUGAGGGAAAGAAAACAGCGAAGAGAGGGAAAACAGGGAGAAAUGGGAGCUUGCUAUGAUAUUAUUCCUCAAAAUAGAGGUAUGCAGAUGACAGCCCCAACUCUUGCCUCCCCUGUCUGCUGGUGUGCCUAGAAGCAGCCCCAACACCAAAGUACGUGAUCCUGCAUCAAACAUAGCUGUUAAUCAACAUCACACAUCCUUCUGUCAGUUCGCCCCAUUGUCCUAAUAGGCUGGCAUGAUUCAGGCUGUUUUGACUGUAAUUUUGCAACCAAAAUUUAUACCCUCAUUCCUUGCUUUUUCAUAAAGUCCUUGCAACAGCCUCUGUUGAUGCAAAGAAAGCUCAUGCUGCUAAGCAAGGAGUAUCAUUCUAGGAUUCUGGGAUACAUAGCAGAACAUGUGGGACUUAUGCAGCCUAUGCAAACUUUUUUUAAAAAAAAUUGUUGCAUGCAACAAGUGGCUUCCUUUGCAACUGUUUGCAUGGGACAGGACAAUAGGUCUCCCUCAAAUAUUUCCUACCACAGCUUGCUGCGGUUUGUUCCCCAAAACAAUCUUCUGCAGUGGAAUCAAAUAGAUAUAAGUACUGGAAGCACUAGAAACACUCCCAGAGAGAGUCCCUAAAGGUUCAGCAAGUCAUGACUCAUGUUGGCCAUCCACGGAAAGCCAAGCCUCAGUUUUCAAAGGCGUUGGCUCUUCCUGCAAAGCCAAGACAACACAAUACCCUAGCAGAGUACCAGAGCCUCUGGUUGCAGACCUCUCUGCAGGGACUCUGCUCAGCCCUGAACUAGCCAGGGUGGAUUAGUAUAAAACACAGUAAGUGCCUCCUAGGAGUAAGUGCCUCUGAAACGGAGCCCAGAACAUUUGCUUUCCUAUUCCUAACCAUUCCCCAUGCCAUUCAGUACCCUCUUAAUUGCCUGGGAAGAAACAAACCAAAACCACAACCUGAAUUUCCUGUAUCCCCACAGAAGAGAAAAACAUGUCUUACCAUGCAAGGCAAGGUAUCCUCUGGCCAUAUCUAUUAUUUUCCAUAAACAACUGCCUAUUCUGUUUGUGCACACAUGUGCAAUGCACAGACGCACGCAGCCUAGUAUAAGAAACACAUCACUUCGGGAUUAGCUUUGUUUAACCUAAAUUAGAACAGCCUGUACUAAAUGAUCUUCUAUAAUAACAAACAGCCUGUGGUGCUGGUGCCUGUGGAUUCCUAUUUCAUGCAUGUCCUUGUGCAGAAAUUUGGUCAAGAUUUUCAAAAGUGAUCAGUGAUUCAUUUCAGAUGCCUAGAUUUGCAGCCUGCAUCUCACCAAUCCUGAAACGUCUGAUUUUCUAGAAAACUGAGUCCAUCUCCUCUCACAACUAAGGCUCUGUAGUAUGUCUUAUACAAGCCCCAGAAAAAAGUGAUAUUGUCCAGAUGUAUAUAUAAUUCUUUCACUUACUCCUUUCUAAUGAUAGUUGCCUGCUCUGUUAGAGCUGUGUUGAGCAUCUGGAGAGCUGAAAUACAGCAAAGCUACCCACCAACACGUCCUCUGCCCUAUAGUCUGCUCUCAGAUAGACCAAGUUAGAUAUCUCCUCCCUCACAGAGCCAUCAUUCACCUUCUGUUGCAGCUUAAUUUGAGUGAAAGAGGAAAAUUAUCUAUAAGGAAAGAACAAAAAUUAAGUCCAGAGUCUGCAGCUUUCCAGCAACGCUGCAACUAUGCAGCCAGAGCAGAUUUUGGUUCAUGGAUUGAUGAAGGUCCAAACAGAUUUUUCCAAGAAAAAAGAGGGAAGGGGGAUGAGAAGAGUUGAGAGCCAUCAGAGAGCUCAGGGUGAGCAAUGGGAAAAGGAGAAAACAAAGUUUUAGUGUAAUUCCCUCCAAACAGUGGAGAGCUGAAAAUUCUCCAGAGGAACAGGUGGUAAUAGGUACCUACCCACCUCUCCCCAGGCCAGGAGGUCAGAGGAGAUCUGUGGAGCUUCAGCCCAUUUCUUGUAGUGGAAAAGUGAGGAGAGAGCCUAGGAAACAGAUUACAGAGGAGCAGAAAUCAAAGCUGAUAGAAGUGAAAAAGGGAAGGGAAAUGGGGAAGAGAAGAGGGGUUUAGUAAAAUUCAGCUCUUUAUGAGGUGUGACUGAGAAGUGUAACUGUAAACUGAAGAGCAUCCGAGAGAGAGGGAUGGGAAAAGCUUUGCAAAGAGGCAGUGAGAGCUGAGCUGUGCAGAGCAGAGGGAGACACAGGUAUCUUGGCUAGGCAACAUGCUAGCUGCCUGUGAAUAUGUGACACGUGAGCAGAGGUGGACAUCAGCACAUGAGGGUUGACAAACAGAAAUAUAUAGUAACCAGGGAAACAGGGUGAAAACUAAAUGGGAGGGAAAAGAGACUGAAUAAGCACAGAAGAACUUUCCAAGGAGGGCCCGUCGGUCUGUGCAACAUUCUUUCACAAGCAAAGACAUUUGGAGGCUGAUGCAACAUGACACUAAACAAAAUUUUGGCAAAUAUAAGGGAACAGUCCUGCAACUCUGGGAGAGUCACUUUUCUCCCAAGCUAUUGAUCAUUGCUCUUCUGUCUUAUUGCAGAGCCAAGUUAGUUCCACAGAUUUCCUCCUCCUGCCCAUUUCUAGAAGUCAUUGCAUCAAAGACACAUAUUUUCCAGUUCAUAAGCAGUAUUCUUCAUGAAGAAACAUUCUGGAAGGUGACAACAGAAGAGAUUCCUCUCUACAGUUUCUGACUUCCCCAGAAAAUGGAGUGGAGAGGGGACUCCACAGCGCCAGAGACCAGGCCAGAGGAGGAGAGAAACCCAUUUUCAGGCAGGAAAAUUUCCUUCACCAAGGAGAAGGUUUGGGACAGGCAGCUGGGCAGGAAGCGUGGUGUGGGGAGAACAGAAGGGGAAUAAGCACAGCUAAACCAGGAAUUUGGAAGACAAAUAUGGAAGGAAUGGUGAGGAUUAAAGCAGGAGCAGAAGCAGAGAGUGCAGCAAUACAGGGCAGAAAUAAAGGAAAGGAAGGGUGCACACCACUUUAAGCAACAUUUCUGUACUUAAGCUGAUGGGACAGAACCUUUGCCGUAUUUGUGGAUGACUCCAGAUGGAGCAGUGGUUGAUACGUUGGAGGCAGAGCUGCUAUUCAGAGGUACCUUCUACGUCAGAGCAAUGGUCUGACAGAAACUUCAUGACGAUCAGCAAAGACCUGCAUCUUGGACAGAACAAGCUCAUGCAACACUCCAGGUGAGGGACGAGAUGACUGCAAAGCAGCUUUGCAGAAGAGGACCUGAGGGUCUGGGUCGACAACAAGUUGUCCAUGAAUCACCAUCAUGCCCUAGUGACAAUGAAAUCCAGCUGCAUAUUGAGAUGUAUUUGCAAAAGCUUAGAAAGUCAAGAGGCACUGUUAUUCCCCUCUCUUUGGCAGAUCUAACACCACACACAUCUGGUUGCUGUGUCCAGCUGUGGGCCUCCCAGUGCAAGGGAGAUACUGACAAACUGGAGUGAGUCCAGCAGAGGCCACCAAGAUGGUCAGGGGGCUGGGGCAUAUGAUAAUUGAGAAAGGGAUGGAGGGAACUAGGCUUGUUCAGCCUGGAGAAGAGAAAGUUUUGCAGGGAAAAUCUUUUGUCAAUACUGAAAGGGCAGUUACAAAGAAGACAGCAUUAGCCCUCCCAGGAGUAUUGAGUUAAAGGACAAGAUGCAACUGCUGAGAGUUGCAACCUGGAAAGUUCAGAUUGAACGUAAGGAAAAAAUUCUUCAUAAUGAGAAAGGUCAAACUCUGGAAAAUCCUCAGAGAUUUUCAAAACUUUUUAGGGCAAGGCCCUGAGCAACCACUUUCUGACAUUGAAGUUGUCCUUUGUUUGAUCAGGGAGCUGGAAUGGAGCUCUCCAAAGGCCCCUUCCAACCUGAAUUACUCUCUGAACCUUCGCCAGAGAAGAAUGGGUCACAUACUUUGGUGAGGAAUAGAGUAGCAGAGAAACUUCUGAGCAACAGAGUCUGUUAGUGGUAUCUAGUCCCUGCACUGAAGCUGCGGAAGGGAUUUGGCAGUAGAAGUGUCCAGAGAGAUGGCAAAAGGUGUUGAUGAUGUCCUAUGUGGGCAGAGUUAGUCAAAUCGUGGAAGUCUGAGUUCACAUAAUAUUUUGGGUUGGCGGAUUUUUUUCAUUUUUAUAGCUCAAAAUAAAAAUUACUUUUUCCAAAAUUUUCUGUGAAAAUCCUGAAAAACGUGAAGUUGGGAAACAUUUGCUUUGUAAGGCCAGAGCUUCAGUUUGAAUUAGGUAUUCCCGCUGCAGUAAACACAUUCUCAAAAAAAAAUUUAUUGCAACAUCCAGUUUGCUUUUACUAUCUUUGUUCAAGAGAAGAUGAAGAAAUGUUUGAUUCGGCUAAUGCUAAAUAACGUGGUCCCCAAUUAUCACUAAAACAAAACAAAGCAAGACAAAAGAAAAUAAAAACAAAAUGUUAGGCUGCUGAAACUAUACAAGUCUUUUCAUGUCUU